This is a messenger RNA of Vitis riparia (riverbank grape), 1943 nucleotides long. RefSeq lists its product as uncharacterized. Gene Ontology annotation, biological process: endoplasmic reticulum calcium ion homeostasis. The coding region runs from base 58 to 1494 and encodes 478 amino acids. Gene Ontology annotation, cellular component: endoplasmic reticulum. Gene Ontology annotation, molecular function: calcium ion binding. Lineage: Eukaryota; Viridiplantae; Streptophyta; Magnoliopsida; Vitales; Vitaceae. The record is from RefSeq and is a predicted model, not a curated record. The transcript has 3 exons.
UACUCUCACAAUACCACCUUCGAUUUUCUUUCUCGCUCUCUCGUUCUCAAUACAUCGAUGGCGAGAUCGGCCUCUUCUCUUCGCCACUGCCUCGUCUUACUCGCCCUGCUCGCUCUCUUAUUUAUCCACGUGUCCCAUGCAGUUGACCACCACUUCGAAGGCUUCGACUCUGACGAUGUUGCCGAAGACGAAGAGCCGGUCGCCGGAACCCUAGACCACCCACCUCCGAUCCAACUCACCCUUACUCACUCCGAUCCCACUCACUCCGAUCUGCCACCGCCGGAUCGGGAACAAGAGGAAGUUUCGGAGCCUUCUCAGCCAUCCGAUCUCCCACCGAAGCCCUCAUCCAACGGCCUUGAUUACUGGGACGAGGACGAGUUCGAAGGUCUCCCUGAAGAACAGUCCCCGGAGCCCCCAAAAUUGACCGAAAAUGUCACUCCGAAGGACCCUAGCUCCGAUCCGAAUAAGGCCGCGAAGCCCCAAAAGACCGCCGUUUCGAGAUCAUACGUAGUCGAAAUUGUGUGCAUAUCCUUCUUGAUCAUGUUCACAAUCAACUACUUUACCGGAAAGCGAGAGAAUGAGAACAUCGCAUUGGCGUGGGCGGCGAAAUUCGCGACGAAAGAUUCGAUUUUCGACAAGAAUUUCAGCCUUUUGGGCGUCGGAGACGGCGACGACACGCCGUUGUUGUUGAAGGAAGGGCAAAACGUGUUUAAAUUUUAUGCGAGUGGCCGGAGGUAUUGUUCGGGGCUGUUGGCGACGAUGGAGUUGCAGAGUAGGCAUGAUCUGAUAUCGAGGUUAUGCAAUUUGGUGGUGAGGGGAAGGGAUGAGAUCAGUUUCGAGGUGUAUAUGAAUGAAGAGGCGAUGGAUCAAGUGGUUUUUGCGUUGGCGAGAAGGAAGGCGGCCAAGGGGAUGCAGAAGGAGGAAAGGGACUUGCAGAGGUAUGCGAGUUUAUUGUCUGGGCCUACGGGUGGGCGCAAGUGGGUGGUAGAGGAGUUGGCGGUCAUUUCGGAGUCGAAGGAGGUGGCGGGAGAUUUGAUUACCGAGGCAGUGCUUGAGCAGGUUUUUGGUGAGAAAGCUUUUGAGAAGUAUGGGAAGGGUUUCAUAUCGAUGCAUUUCUCUGAUCAACAAUUGGGGACACACAAGAAGAUGCUGCUGUUCAAAUUUGCUCUCCCAGAUGCCAAGAACAUGGCUGACAUGACUCGGCUGGUGGCUCUCAUACCCUAUUACAUUGAUUUAAUCGGGCGGUACAAACUAAGUUCACAGGCAAGGUCGAAAACAGACUCAGCCAGAUCAAAGGCCGCCCAAGAGGCAUACAAAGAACAACAAAAUGCUAGACAAGAAGCCUUGCAGAAGCGGAAGGCAGAGAGGAAAAAGAUGAUGGAGGAGGCAGAGGCAAAGCUGAGCGCAGAAAUAAUCCGCAAGAAAGAGGCUAAGGAUCGUGCCCGUCAAGCGAAGAAGGCAAUGCCAAGGGUGAGGAUGACCCGUGCUCACUAGGAUGCUCUCAGUUUCUUUGCACACAUUUUGUGAGAAUUUGGUUUGGUUUUCCAUGCCAUCCACUGAAUAGAGACUUUUAGUGUCUGGUACCUACCCCUCACGGCCGGUAUACUUAAAAAGGGGUGUUUGGCAUUAAGUUAGGUGUAGUUUGGGGGAUUAUCGCAAUAUUUUGGCUUUAGUGGGAAAAUUGGACGAUGUACUGAAAUUAAAAUGGUGGUGGAGUAAUAGGGUUUCUCUUGGCUGACAUUUUAACACCUAGGAGCAACUCUAAUAAUUUGAGGUUUCCCAGGGGUUAUGUUGUUUACUUAUUUUUUACCAAAAAAAGAAAAAAGAAAAAAAACUAAUGUUUGGUUGCUUGAUGUCCAUUGGCAUCUUGGACGUCCCUGUAUUACUCUAUUAUUACGGUCUCUUAUGAUUAACCCUAAUUUGGGACUACUUACAACUUACAA